CCAAUCAACCUCCUCCUAUUCUCAUGCAACCCAACCUCCAAAAAUUCAACAUUAUAUUUUUUCCUAACCUCCUCUCCUUCACCAACACCGCGCCCCAUCUUUCAUGGAGGGGCGGGUCCCACCACCUGCCGUGGCCGACAAAAAGUUUGACCUACCUCUCCCUCCUUGUGCCCGACCCUCAGGUCCACCGUCAUCAAUGUCACCACCACCACCACCAUCGUCAGAAACCUACAUUGUCCAAAUCCCGAGGGACCAAGUCUAUCGCAUUCCACCCCCCGAAAAUGCAAGAAUUGUCGAAACUUAUCGCGACCCUCAAAAAUCUAAAGGUCGAUGUGGCGGUAAAUGUUGCCUCUGGAUCCUCAUAUCCACUGUCGUCCUUGCUGUCCUCAUUGGCAUCACCGUAGCGAUUGUUCAUUCGUUUUUCAACCCUAAAACACCCGAAUUCUCUGUCACAAAAGUCCUUGUCAAGAACCCUAAAAAACAAGCACAUGCACACCCUAGUUAUGAAAUUUCAUUGAAAGCCAACAAUCCAAACGAAAAAAUGAGCGUUGUGUACGAAAAAGGUGGAAAGGCAUCGCUUUCUUUCACGAAGAAACAGAUUGCAAGCGGUAAAUUUCCAUCGUUGACUCAAGACGCCAAGGACUCAACAAAUGUUCACCUAACCCUAGCUGGCUCGAGCGCAAUGCUUCCCAGCGAGGUUGAGAAAAGCAUGAAGAGCACGAAGUUGAAAUUGCCUGUUUCGUUGUCUUUGAUGAUUAAUGUGCCUGUAAAGUUGAAGGGUUCAAUGGAAACGAGCAAAGAUUUGACGGUGACGUGUGAUUUUAAGGUGAGUACGUUGGCUUCAGGCACGAACGUUUCAUCGCAAAAAUGUGAAACCAAGUUUUAGCCCUAAAAAAAUGGAGGUGGCACCGUGGCAGUGGAGAGGAGGAGAUGGUUAUUGUUGUGAUUUGUCACGGCGAAAUGAUAUUCCGGCCUCUAAUUAUGUAUUUUCAUCAUGCUUUUGAUUUAAGCAUGUUGAUCCAAAAUCCAGCCAAUGGAAGUUUGAAACAAUGACACAAGAUUGGCUUUUCUCAACACAGCAGAUUGUAAGAUAAUUGUCAAAAUUCAAAAAAUCACGGUUAA
Molecule: messenger RNA, 1122 nt
Organism: Camellia sinensis
Lineage: Eukaryota; Viridiplantae; Streptophyta; Magnoliopsida; Ericales; Theaceae
Source: RefSeq, a predicted model, not a curated record